This is a messenger RNA of Passer montanus (Eurasian tree sparrow), 6480 nucleotides long. It is a transcript of the gene VWA3A, whose product is annotated as von Willebrand factor A domain containing 3A. The record is from RefSeq and is a predicted model, not a curated record. Lineage: Eukaryota; Metazoa; Chordata; Aves; Passeriformes; Passeridae. The transcript is spliced from 30 exons. Bases 1976 to 4912 code for a protein of 978 amino acids.
CCCGGCAACGCCGCAACAGCGGGCGGGGAGCGGGCUGGGCCCCUCCGCUCCCGGCCCCGCACGAGGGAAGGGUCGGGGCGGUGCCGGGAGGUUCUGAGGGGUUCGGGGAGUCGCUGUCGCGGUGCCAGGGAGGGAGAGCGGGGCACGGGAGAGCCUUUCCCCGUCAGGUGAGUCUCAGCGGACGGGACGGGCGGAGCGGGGUCGGAGGAGCCGAGGGGUCUCUCCCCGCUGGGUGCGGUGAGUCUCGGGCAGGGGACAGCGCGGGGUCGGGGACCAGGGUUCUUCCCCGUGAGGUGAGCGGGGUCUCGGGGCCGGCGCUGACACCCGCUGUGAGCCGAAGGGCCCGGGUGGCCUGGCCGGGGGGAGGCGGUGGAGCCCAGCUAAGGAAAACCGGGAUUUAAUGGUUUUUGCAUGACUCGUACCGCGCCUAAACCCGAGGGCAGCUCGGCCAGCCGCUGCCAGCCCGGCUGGCUCAGCUCCCGCGCCGCUCCGGGCUUUGCUGUGGUUAAUCUCUUUUCCUGGUGGAGCUCUGUAGCCGGUCUCCCAGCAGCUGUGCACGCAUAUAAUUAACUGCAUAAAAUCCAUUAACAAGCAGCUCUGCAGAAUAGUUCCUAAAUGUGUUUUCUAUAAGUGGAUAAUUGUAACUUCUCUUUAUUUUUUAGUUUGCUGUUGUCCUACAUACAAUAUAAAUUAUCAUUUUAGUUGCUGACAAUACCUAAUAGUGUUUGUUCCUAAGGCUCUAAUGCUUUUUAUUUUUAACAAGGCUAAAUUUGUUCAUACAAUGGAUACACACAUCAGGAAAACGGCAUGGUUGUUGGACAAUGAUCAAUAUUUGGAAAAAAUUGGGUUGACAGAAUUCCAUCUACAGGGUGAUCAUCCACCAUGGCAGGAUUUUGCUGUGCCUCAUCCAGGACCAGAUAAUGGAUUGCUGGGAACACAUAGCAGCAAGACACAAGAUGUGCUGGUAGGCGAGGUUUCCUACAAAAUGGAGCAGCUGGUACAGUAAUGCAUACCCACUGUAAAUUCACAGUGGGGAAUAAAUAAACUGAUAGACAACUAAUAUGCUUCCUUACAUACAUUUGCAUAUACACACAGACAGUUUGAUGGUGUGAUCACUCAUGUCAUGAAACUGCAUGUAGUUUCUCUGCAGAAAUGGAUCUGAGAACAAAUUGGGCAAAACAAUAAAUGAGAUCAGCUGUUGAUACUACAUUUUUCCUCCAAAAGGCAGAAGCCAAGUUCAAACUCUGAGUUGUGUUUGGGAGAUGCUUAUUUUUAUUCCUCUCUGGUAAAUCACUGGGGUAUUUAUUUCUUUUAUUGAGCUCUCCUAUUUAUUGUCUUCAUUCCUGUCUGCUCUAAACUAAACUCUCUUUUCCCUUCCUUUAGCUCACAGUCUGGGGGUAUUGUGAAACCUUAUUUUCCUUUGUACCUCACAUUCAAAAGAGUAUUCCAGUACAUAAAAUUAUGUUUUUGGACAUGCAUUGCCUAGCAGCAACUCUCCUUAGGACUUAGGUUUUUGUCACAUUUAAACAGCACAUUUAAUUUCUCAUACUGCGUGUAAUUUUUUUCUAACUUGAUCUGUAGAAAGGACAAAUGAAGAAAACACAGUCUCAAAAGGUUCAAACAACAGAAGAAUGGAUAAGAAACUACAGUUUGGAAUCCUUGCAAUUAACAUUAGAGUAUCUGGUAAAUGAAGGCAAUAUUAUUUUGUAAGUACAACACUGCCUUUUCUCUAGUCAGUCUUAACUUGUGUGCAUCUCUGGUGUUAACCAUGCAUAGUGCUCCAGGAAUUCAGGAGAUGGUGGUGGAGUGAUGGAGUUUACAGAGGAGACUCUUACUGAUUUUGAAUCCAGACUUUCUGAAGUGAUUGAGCUCUAUCAGCACCGAAUUCAGUGGCUGUUGCAGGACAGCAGAAAGGUGUUCGGUGUUAUAAAAGGAACUAAAGUCGGACUUUUGGUUGAUGUGUCUCAUUUGAGUUAUGGACCUCGACUAUUGGAUUUUCAAAAGAACCUUUUGGCUACAUGAAGCAAGACAGUGGGUACAAGAGCUGGAGCCUGGUCAAGGCUGCAAUUUGCUGAAAGCCUUAAGGCAUGUCCUUCCAAUGAGAGAACUGAAUUCCUUGGUUCUUAUUGUAGGAAGCUGCCCUGAUCAGUCUUUUGAAAUACUGUGUGAUUAUGCUCAGCAGUGUAUGCUGGGGAGAAAAGUGCAGAUUCACACUGUUACAUAUGAUUGCAGCAACCCUGCUUCCCUUGCAGUUCUGAAGAAUCUUGCAGCAGCUGUAAGAGGCCGUUAUCAUUGCUACUCUUCCAAGGAAGAGAAUUUUGAUAGCAGUGAUUUUCAUCUGCUACUUCAGGAAUCCCAGAAGGCUAAGGACCUACUCAAGAGCAUCAAACAGAGUUUUUCCAGAGUUGGUGGGUUGCUUGGUAGUAAAAGAGCAGAUGUUUCCACAGCAUUUGCAAAUACAGCACCUUCUAGCUUCUUCCCAAAGCCUCCAAAUCACAAAGCACCAUUGGUUAUUCAAACACCAGGCAUCCUGUCCAAAACCUCAGCAGACUGGUUAAAGACGUAUGGAUUGAAAGCUAAAAAGUUAGACCUUUAUCAAGUUCUGGCUCCCAACGCUUUCUCUCCUGUGGAAGAUUUUGUACCAAUUCUUAAAAAAACAGUAUCAUCAACUCUGCAUGAGAAAGUGAUGAUGCAGUUUGAGUGGUAUGAUGGAACUGUAAAACAUAUCCAUGUUGACCUGCCACUAUUGUACAACUAUCAGAAACUCCUUGCUAAAAUGGUAGGAAUUUAUGAGAAACGAAUUGACUGGCUAUCUGUUGCUAGUAGAAGAAUAUGGGGAAGUGUUUGUGAAAGAAGGGUGGUUGUACUUGUUGAUAUAUCAGUGACAAACUCUACCUACAUCUCUCAUAUCCAACAUUGUUUGCGACUUUUACUCGAGGAACAAAUGUCAAAUAAGGAUUGCUUCAAUAUUAUAGCAUUUGGGAGUGACAUUGUGCCUUGGCAGCAGGAACUGUGUCCUUCCCAACCAGAAAACUUAGAAAAGGCUUGGAGGUGGGUGUUGAGCUUGGAGUGCAAGGGCAGUAGAAAUUUCAUGAGUGCACUCAGAAGAGCUGUGGAGGUUGACUUCAAAGACAGUGAUAAACACAAAUCACAGGGACUCUACCUGCUGACUACUGGAAUACCUGAUCAGGAAACACACACAAUCAGUGCUUACGUGGCUGAGGCGUGCAGAGGUUUGGAUUUGCAGCUCCAUGUCUGUCUGUUCAGUGUAACAGAGGGCACUGACUGCAGUGGGGUUAUUCCAGCCCGCUAUGCCAACCCCAGGGAAACUGCCAGUGCUUUUAAAGACAUUGCACAGGCAGCCAGUGGGAGGUUUCACUGGUUUGGAGAAGCAGGUAUUUUUGAAAGUGAUGAUAUUACCAGUAUUAUAUCUGAAAUGGAAAAAGCAAAGAACUACUCCCAAAAGUGUGCAUUCCUGGUGGAGUCCUUAAAGCAACGCUCAGUAAAUCAGUCUGUGAAACCCCUCACAGCAGGAGACUCAAAUGUGCUUGUAAAGAAUGAGAAAAAAAAGCCACAGAAGGUGCCAUCUCCUAAAGCCACAGCUGUGCUUAAGGAUGUUAAAGACAACCAUGGUGCAGAGGGAAAUACUCCUGUAAGAGUACUGGCAUGGCGUCCUCCCAGUGCCAGAGCAGGAAUUCCACCAGCACAAACAGUUAAAGAAUGGCCUCAGACUGAGAAUAAAGGAAAGCACAAACCCAGGAAGCAGCCAGAGCUUUCUGUGUCUGUAUUUUACACUGAAGAAGGAAGAAAUGUGGGUACAAUAUAUCAGAGGUAUCCAAAGGCAGUGUGUGUAACAAAAUCUGUUUGCUCUGUCAAAUUGCCAGAGGAAGAGGAAAUCUGUUCAAGCAAAGAGUGGCUGACCAAGUACAGUAUUAAAAAGCUUAAACUGGAAUUGCCCAGACUGAUGUUUGCUCCAAGCUGUACCCACCAGAAGACAACUGUGGAGUGUCUGCACAAGAAAGUAUCAGCAAAAUACUGUUCUAUCUUCCCCAGUGCAGAAAUCAAUGGGGUUGUGAAACAUCUGCAGUUUCAGCCUAGAGAACUGGAAGCCUUCACAGAGCAGCUGGAGAAGGUGCUGCAGCGCUAUAUCCAGAGAGUGCAGUGGCUGCUCUCAGGAAGCCGAAGAUGGUUUGGUACCAUUUUAGAAGCAAAUGUCUGUGUUUUGAUUGAUACAUCUGGCUCCAUGGGCCCAUAUUUGUCAUCUGUCACCAAAGAACUUACCUCCCUUAUCUGGGAACAGCUGAGAAAAAAUGAAGUCAGGUUUAACCUGCUGAGAUUUGCAGAAAAUACUGAGAGUUGGAAGGAGUAUCUGGUAGAGGCAACUGAUGAGAACUGCCAUGGUGCUGUGCAGUGGGCUUCCACGUGCCAUGCUCAUGGGAACUCCUGCAUCCUUGCAGCUUUACAGAAGGCUCUCAGUUUCCAAGGUGUAGAGGCACUGUAUCUAUUGACUGAUGGAAAACCAGACACCAGUUGCAGUCUGAUUUUGAAAGAAAUUGAAAGAUUGAUAAGGAAACAAGAUAUUAAAAUCCACACCAUUUGUUUUAGCUGUGCAGACAGAGGAGCUGUUGAAUUCCUGAAGAAGCUUGCUUCCCAAACAGGAGGGCGCUUCCACUGCAGUUCUGGAGGUGAAGAUGGACAAUUAGCAGCACACAGAAUAUUGACAGAGGGGAUGGAUGAUGAAGAUAAUCCAGUUUUCCCUUACUUUGAAGGAGAUGAUUUAAAUAAACUUACUCAAGAAGUAGCAAAAGCUAGAAGUUUCUUAAAGCAGGCAAAAUCUUGGAGAUUAUUGCUUGAAAAAUGGAACACAAACCGAAAAGGCAGCUCUGGCUUCCAAAACAGAGUUCAGGAUUAAAUUUUCGAUGAAGAAAAGAUGCUGAAGAGGUUUGGAAUCAUACCAUUCACCUGCUUCUUUUCAAAGUGUGUUCACAUCUUCAAGCAGAAAGAAAGAUGAUUUUUUUCUUUGUUGUCACAACUGUUGGCAAGACAAGAAGUUGCAGGUGAUCAGUGCUGCACUCAACUCCACUUGCAGAUUUUUCAGGAUUCAAAGUAAAUUAAGCCCUGAACUCUACAAAGUUUAAAAAUAAGUAGAGAAUAGUUUUCAAUAUAGCUAAUAGAAAUUUUAAAAGUGUAUGUAUCAGUAGUGAUACAGGAUCACAACUUUUAUUUCUCUUUUACUGCAUUGUAUUUAUAAUCUCUUCAAUUAGUUGCUGGUGUGUCUAAAUUGUCUUUUUUGUCUGUUGGUUUGAGAAUUCUUUGCUGGUGCUUAUUAUCCCUGACAGAUGGGACAUAUGGCUGUGAUGUCAGGAAAGGAAUUCUUUAUGACAGUUUUGCAUAGAAAGUCCAAGAAAUAACGUUAGUGCAGAAACCAAAGCCUGUAAUUCAUGGUUUUAUACAGAGAAGUUUUUGCUAAUAAUUAUUUCGACUCUUCACUUUUUGUGUUGGCAAUAAAGAAAGAUUUAGAGCUGAUGGUACAGGAAUGAUGAGACAUGCAAGAAAGUAAUACCCUGUUACUGAUGUAGUCUGGUUGUGUUUUUAUAACCAGACACUGCCUAUCUUCUGAGCAAUUCUGUUCUUAUAUAUUUCCUGUCUGGAAAGAUUAAAAAUAUAUUUGCCAGUAUCAGCUGAUUUGUGAAAUAUACUUGUUUUUUACUGAUUUCUGGAACGACAGCUCACUGGUAUUUUGUAGAUGUUCACUGUUGUCUUUUAGAGGGUUAGAAAAUCAUCUCUUGUGUUUAAUAUAUGUAAUAUAAUAAAAAUUGAUUCAUACUUCAAAAUUAAGAUACUUGAUCUGCAUUUAUUCAGGAGCUGUUUCCUUCUCUUGUGUGCCACUGGGUUUGCUGUGAUAUGGGAGAUUGUGUCUUUUCUGCCCCUUUACCUCUUUUGUCUCUAUUAUAAAGAAUUUUAAAUUAUUUCUAUCAUAAAUGUAUCUAUUUAGUGUUGUAUGCUCUGAACCAGGUGACACCUGCCUUCAUGUUAGUGCCAGCCUUUACUGGAAUGCUGCAGUUAAACUGUGCUUUGUGCUGUGCUUCACUUUCUGUGAUUUUUUAUGUGGAUGUGUGUAACUGCUGAGAUGAUUUCUCUCAAAAGUUCUCUCCUUUUGUAAGUGUGUUCAGCCUGUGCAGCCAAAGCCUUGUGGUCUCGCAGGCUGGUCCAGCCCUGCUACCUCCUCAGAGCAGCUCCUGCCUUUAAAACACAGAUUCCAUCUCCUUGCUACCUACCUGGAAACUCCCAUCCUGCCUGCUCCCCUCGGGCUGGGGGCUGCUCAGCCAGGAAGGCUCAUCCAGGAGAUGCCUCAGUGGGGCUGACCUGAGGAAUCCUCAGUGACUUCAGUGUCCAUCUGUCAGCUCUGAGUCAUUUGCUUUCCUGGUCGGUGCUUGCUGGAAUGCAACCCACUGUAUUCAAGACAUAAUAAAAGAGGAG